GGGAAGAUGGAGGCAGAUUGUGGGGUGUCUGCUCAGCUGUUGAAGGAGUUCCUGUCCAUCACAGGAGCCAGUGAAAGUGUGGGCAAGCAUAUGUUAGAAGCAUGCAAUCACAAUCUAGAAAUGGCUGUCACUAUGUUCUUGGAUGGAGGUGGUGUUGUGGAGGAGCCAAGCACAAGUUCUGCAGGGGCAUCCAGUGCCCGACCGCCUGCUGAAGAUGAUGUGCGUGCACCAAUUCCACAGAAACAAGAAAUCCUUGUGGAGCCCGAAAUAUUUGGCGCUCCUAAAAGGCGAAGACCAGCACGUUCAAUAUUUGACGGCUUCCGGGAUUUCCAGACUGAGACCAUUCGGCAGGAGCAGGAGCUGCGGAAUGGAGGAGUGGUGGAUAAAAAGUUAACUACAUUGGCUGACCUUUUCCGACCGCCUAUAGAUCUUAUGCAUAAAGGCAGUUUUGAGACGGCUAAGGAAUGUGGACAGCUAAAGAACAAAUGGCUCAUGAUUAACAUACAGAAUGUGCAGGACUUUGCCUGCCAGUGCCUGAAUCGGGAUAUAUGGAGUAAUGACUCUGUAAAGUCUAUAAUACGUGAACAUUUCAUCUUCUGGCAGGUAUAUCAUGACAGUGAAGAAGGACAGAGGUACAUUCAGUUCUACAAGUUAUCUGAGUUCCCAUAUGUUUCCAUUCUGGACCCUCGCACAGGUCAGAAGAUGGUUGAGUGGCACAAAUUAGAUGUGAGUUCCUUCUUGGAGCAAGUUACUGGAUUCUUAGGGGAACAUGGCCAGCUUGAUGGUCUCUCCAGCAGUCCACCUAAGAAGCGACCACGUUCUGAGAGCCUCAUAGAUGCCAGUGAAGACAGCCAAUUAGAAGCGGCGAUACGUGCAUCCCUACAGGAAACCCACUUUGACUCUACAUCAACGAAGCAAACUUCUCAGUACGAGGAGGAGUCAGAUCCUGAGCUGUAUUCUGGCAGUGAAGAGUUCAUCUCUGUAUGUGGAUCUGACCAUGAGGACGAAGAUGGGACUCCUGUGGAAACAUUGCCAGAGCCAGAGACUUGCAGUAGUAAAGCCAAGAAGGCCACAUCUAAAAAUGCCAAUCACAAAAGAGAGCAGCAGUCAGAGCCUGUGGAAGACACGGCAGUGGAACCAGACUUUCCAAGCCAGCAUGUACACCUAGAAGAAUCUCCCAAAUCUCAGGCUGAACCUUGUUUAGAAGAACAUAGCAGCAAUCCAGAUCAUACAGAAGAUUGUGCUGAUAAUAACGGUGAGUACUAUACGCCUCUUGUUCUCAAAUUUGAUUUUAUACCAGGACACGUACAUAUGUUGGUAUGCAGUUUUCGUGGACUGCCAUGUAAUGCGCUCAAGAAAUUGUGCUUUCUGCACUCGCUGAUUGGAUUAUGA
Molecule: messenger RNA, 1392 nt
Organism: Staurois parvus
Lineage: Eukaryota; Metazoa; Chordata; Amphibia; Anura; Ranidae
Source: the annotation of a GenBank genome assembly